Messenger RNA from Paecilomyces variotii, 1293 nucleotides. Its product is annotated as acyl-CoA dehydrogenase/oxidase. Gene Ontology annotation, biological process: L-leucine catabolic process. Lineage: Eukaryota; Fungi; Ascomycota; Eurotiomycetes; Eurotiales; Thermoascaceae. Bases 1 to 1293 code for a protein of 430 amino acids. Gene Ontology annotation, molecular function: flavin adenine dinucleotide binding; 3-methylbutanoyl-CoA dehydrogenase activity. The record is from RefSeq and is a predicted model, not a curated record. The transcript has 5 exons.
AUGGCCGCUCUUAGAGUUCCGCAAUUGCUCCUGCGUUCCUCCAGGACGCUCAAUCAGGUACAGCGACCGCUUGUGCAGACCCCUGCAUGGCGCAUGUUGUCAACAAAACAUCCGAAGGGCUUCCAACUACCGACGGAAGACGAUUUGGUCGAAUUGAGGGAAAGAGUGCAGGAAUUCACGAGACGUGAAAUUCCCGAAGAAGUUGCUGCACGGACGGAUCAGCAAAAUGAAUUCCCCAUGGAAAUGUGGCAGAAGUUGGGAGACGCUGGGUUCCUUGGGGUUACAGCAGACGAAGAAUAUGGCGGAUUGGCCAUGGGAUACCAGGCGCAUUGUAUAGUCCUCGAAGAGAUCAGCAGAGCUUCAGGAAGCAUUGGUCUCUCCUACGCCGCUCACUCGCAGCUUUGCGUCAAUCAGCUUUCAUUGAAUGGAUCGCCAGAGCAGAAAGCCAGGUUUCUCCCUGGUCUGAUAUCUGGCCAGAAGGUCGGUGCGCUAGCCAUGUCUGAACAUUCUGCCGGUUCGGAUGUCGUGAGCAUGAAGACGACGGCGAAAGCUGUCGACGGUGGCUGGCUGCUCAACGGGACAAAGAUGUGGAUCACGAACGGACCCGAUGCGGACUUCAUUGUCGUGUAUGCGAAAACGGAACCCGAGAAAGGAUCGAAGGGCAUCACGGCCUUCGUGGUCGAAAAGACCUUCAAGGGUUUCUCCUGCGCUCGAAAACUCGAUAAGCUAGGAAUGCGUGGCUCGAAUACGGGCGAGCUUAUCUUCGAGGAUGUCUUUGUCCCCAAAGAGAACAUCCUUGGAGAGGUAAACAAGGGCGUCAAGGUCCUUAUGGAAGGCUUGGACCUCGAGAGACUUGUUCUGAGUGCUGGUCCUUUGGGAAUCAUGCAAGCUGCACUCGACCUCGUUCUUCCCUACACCCACACCCGAAAGCAGUUCGGGACUCCCGUUGCAUACAAUCAACUCAUCCAAGGCAAACUUGCAGAUAUGCAUACCAAACUCGCGGCUUCCCGUGCGUAUACCUAUUCCACAGCUCGUGGCAUCGAUGCUUCUGCUGUCUCAGGCCACGGGACCGUUGUUCCCACGAAAGAUUGCGCCGGUGCUAUCCUCUACGCUGCGGAACGAGCCACUGAGUGUGCCUUGGAUGGUAUCCAGCUGAUGGGAGGAACCGGGUAUAUUAAUGAGAUCCCGGCUGGUAGAUUGCUUCGCGAUGCGAAGUUGUAUGAGAUUGGUGCCGGCACGAGCGAGAUUCGACGAAUGGUAAUUGGAAGGGCAUUUCACAAGGAAUAUUCAUGA